AAUCAGUGUUUAGAAACUUGAUCAUUUGUUGUUUUCCUGUCAGCUCCACUGGACCCACUGCAGUAAACGAGCUUUGGCACGUUUGCAUGGCGCGUCCCGCCCAGAUGUUUUAUGUGUGACCAGUGCACCCUGUAUACUCACUAUGCGCGGGUGGAGCUAUCUUGCAGCUGUGUGUUUACUUUUCAUAUCUGCCAAUAAACAGGACUCAUGGAUCACGGAUGGCUCAGAGUAUGGCAGAACGCUCAUUACGCACAAGCGCUCCCCAAGUGGGGCUGUUUACAGAGGAGGCCUUUUCAUGUGGUUUCUACGUGCCACCACUGCCCAUGGGUGGGUCUCGUUCCGAGUCCGUUUUUGGACGGUGAUGUUGUACUUGUGUUUUCCACGAGGCAGAGCAAAAGGGGAGCUCUGUUCUGCGCAGGGGAAAUGGGCGGACUCCUUGGAAAGUUUGGAUGGAGUGACUGAAAAAAUAGAGGGGGUGUGGCAAUGCUAGGAAGGAGAGGACCACCAAGAGGGGCACACAAAUGUUGUAGAGGGGUGAAGCUGCUCCUGGACCGCUCCUGAGAUUUGAUCCACGGCAACGGGCGAAAAAACAAAACCCUGGGGCAGUUGAAAAUGGCGUACCUGCUCAUGUUUGUGACCCUGCUACACCUCAUCACGCUGGCAAUGCUGUUCAUUGCGACCAUGGAGAAGUCCUGGUGGGAGUGGGAAGGCCUGGAGAACUCAGACCUGUGGUACAACUGCAGGUUCGACAACUUCACAACGAGCUGGCUGUGCGCGUCCUCCAAAGAAACUGAGUGGCUCCAGGCAGUGCAGGUCCUGAUGGUUCUCUCGGUGGUCUUCUCCUCCGUCUCCUUCCUGGUGUUCCUGGGUCAACUGUUCACCAUGUCCAAGGGCGGACUCUUCUACUUCACCGGGCUGUGUCAGAUCUUUGCAGGGCUGACGGCCUUCUCUGCAGCUCUCAUCUACACGUUACACAAUAAGGAAAUCCUCCAGGACUCCAGAGAGCUGACUUCAGGACACUUUGGCUACUGCUUCAUCCUGGCCUGGGUGUGUGUCCCCUUGCUGCUGUGUAGCGGGAUCAUAUACAUCCACUUGCGUAAGAAAGAGUGACCAGAAAAAAAGGAAAACAACGUCAAGAGCGGAAUUGGAAAAUAAAUAAACAAAUGAAGUGAUCUGACAUUUUGUUAAUCAGUUAUUACAAAGAAGUCUUUUGCUCCUGUCACGUUUGCUUUGCUUCGGAUAAUGUGAUUGUGUUUUUGAAUGGCGGAUACAUGGUGGGUGGAAGAAUUGCCAAAAAGAUAAUGUCAGGUCAAUAUAUAAUGCUCACCUUCUG
This is a messenger RNA of Acanthopagrus latus (yellowfin seabream), 1333 nucleotides long. Its product is annotated as epithelial membrane protein 3-like. The transcript is spliced from 5 exons. The coding region runs from base 613 to 1110 and encodes 165 amino acids. NCBI's taxonomy places the organism in Eukaryota, Metazoa, Chordata, Actinopteri, Spariformes, Sparidae. The record is from RefSeq and is a predicted model, not a curated record. Gene Ontology annotation, cellular component: plasma membrane.